This is a messenger RNA of Thunnus maccoyii (southern bluefin tuna), 2083 nucleotides long. RefSeq names its product coilin p80 (gene coil). Gene Ontology annotation, cellular component: Cajal body. The transcript has 7 exons. The coding region runs from base 21 to 1688 and encodes 555 amino acids. Gene Ontology annotation, molecular function: U1 snRNA binding; U2 snRNA binding. Lineage: Eukaryota; Metazoa; Chordata; Actinopteri; Scombriformes; Scombridae. The record is from RefSeq and is a predicted model, not a curated record. Gene Ontology annotation, biological process: spliceosomal snRNP assembly.
GUUGCCGGCGGAACACGCGCAUGGUGUGUUUUGGCGUAAGCAUUGAUGUUGUAUCCGUGAUGGCUGUUAACAGUAACAACUUCAUCCGCGUGCGCUUGUACUUUGACUACCCGCCGCCGGCUGUUGUUGAUUGCCGCAUGUGCUGGCUGCUCGUGGAUUUGAACAAGUGUCGCGUGGUGGCAGAUCUGGAGAGUAUCAUCAGAGACAAGUUUGAGUUCAGCCGCAGGAACAUCCUCAACCUCUUCCUAGAGGACUGCUACCUGCCGCACACGGAGAGCAUCUAUGUGGUGCGAGAUAACGACAGCCUCAGGGUGAAGGUGGAUUGUCUGACUUGGGUGAAUGGGCACAGCAGCCAUCCAGAUAUAUCAAGUGAAAACUGCAGAAAGAGACAAAGACCCACAGAGGAGGACGGGACGGGAGAAAAUGGAGUGAAUGCGGAAUGGAGGAAAAAGAAGAGGAAAAAGAGGAGUGAGGAGAGCCUGGAGGGACACGCCAAGCAGACUUCAGGUGAUGAGAAGAAUAAGAAGUCACUCGGAAACAAAACAGAGAAGAAAAAAAGGAAGAAGGCAGAGGAAAAUGGCCCGACUGCCACCCCGAAACCAGCUGCUUCUACCAAAAAAAUUGCAGCAAGUGUGGAACCGCCAGUUAAAAGCACCAAGAAGCCUCCUGUGGCACAAGCAAAAACACAGAAUGCUUCCUCAUCAGAUUCCAGUAGCAGCAGUAGCGAGGAAGAUGAAGCUCCCAAAAAACCAGCUGCUAAAAAACCAGCUACCAAAGCACUAUCUUCCACCCCUGCUGCUUCCAAGGCGCCUCCAAACCCUAAACCUGCUCAGACAAAAUUACCCCCUCCCUCGUCAUCCUCCUCAGAAACAGACUCCUCCUCUGAUGAGGCAACCAGUGCAAAAAUCCCGCCAAAAACCAAACCUUUAACCUCCCUAACUCCCAAAUUAAGAGGAAGUGAUAACUCACAUUCUCAGCAGUCCACAAACAGCGCACAGAAACAGGGUUCCGGUGUGGCCGUGCCUCCUCGUAACAAAAUCGGGGAACAGCAGGAGUCUUGUAAUGCAAACGACGAAGAGGAGAUAGAGCUGAUCAUCCGACGGCCAGUGCAGCAGCCGGUCCGUGGUGUGGGUAAUCAGUCAUCUUGGAGAGGUCACGGCCGGGGAAGAGGCAGGCAUGAUGGUUUUGGUGGUGGUGUUGGUCCUGGAGGGAGAGGGAGGGGUAGGGGUGAAGGUAGAGGGGGCUUCAGAGGGCACAGCAGCAACUCUGAGUUCAGCUAUGAUGGAGCCAAGGAGCCGUCCGCCCACACUGAUUUACUGAGCAACAUGUCAGUGGUCCUCCAGAAUGGAGUAGAAAGUGCUCCAAAAAAGGACUACAGCUCCAUGCCCCAGCUAGCUGCUCCUCCACAGGUGGGGCAGAAGAUUGCCUUCAAGCUGCUGGAGCUAACUGAGAAUUAUACGCCAGAGGUAUCAGAAUACAAGGAGGGAAAGAUUGUGAGCUUUGACCCAACCACCAAACAGAUUGAGCUGGAGCUGUUAAAUGCCUCUCGAGCUCCUGUUGAGCCUGGCAAGUUUGACCUGGUCUAUCAGAACCCAGAUGGCUCUGAGAGGGUGGAGUAUGCUGUGUCCAGAGAAUCUUGCGUGACAGAACGAUGGGACGCCCUGCUGGAGCCAAGACUGAUCAUUUAAAUCUGAAAGAACAGUCACUUUGUACAUUCAGUGUGUUUGGCAAGAUUGAUUUGCCUUUUCUGUAAUUAACUUCAUUUCAGGGUCCUUUUUAAGGUUAACCUGAAAGUCACCUCUUCACUUGACAUUUGACAGCUAAAGGAUUUAUUUAUGGUUAAGUCAACACUUUGCACAAAAGAGCUGCUGCAUUGCAAAGUACAUAUGGAAAAAAAGAUUUAAAGUUAUAUAAUUAUUGCGUUUAAAUUGGCAUUAAAUGCAACAAUUGCUGUUUUUUUAUGUGUAGGUGGGAUGAAUGAUUGUUUCCAGUACUGGAACAUAAUGGUUUUAUGCUUUGUACAGUGAUGCAACUGUGGCAGUAUGGUAUAAACUGUUUUUUCUAAUAAAACAUUGAAACAAGA